This is a messenger RNA of Protobothrops mucrosquamatus (brown spotted pit viper), 1942 nucleotides long. RefSeq names its product stress induced phosphoprotein 1 (gene STIP1). The transcript has 13 exons. Gene Ontology annotation, molecular function: Hsp90 protein binding. Lineage: Eukaryota; Metazoa; Chordata; Lepidosauria; Squamata; Viperidae. The record is from RefSeq and is a predicted model, not a curated record. The coding region runs from base 1 to 1536 and encodes 511 amino acids.
AUGAUCUAUUGCACAAAACCAGUUGUGGUUUAUUCGGUGAAUGAACUGAAGGAGAAAGGCAACAAGGCCCUCAGCUCUGGCAACACCGCUGAAGCCAUCAAGCACUACUCCGAGGCCAUCCGGUUGGACUCGGCCAACCACGUGCUGUACAGCAACCGCUCGGCUGCUUACGCCAAAAAGGGGGAGUACCACAAGGCCCUGGAAGACGCUUGCAAGACCAUCGAGCUGAAGCCGGAAUGGGGCAAGCUUCCGGAACCUCUUUCAGAGCGGAACCUCAUGAACCCGUUCAACAUGCCCAACCUCUACCAAAAGCUGGAGAGCGACCCUCGCACCAGAAACCUGCUCAGCGACCCAAGUUACCGAGAGCUGAUUGAGCAACUCCGCAACAAACCGUCGGAGCUGGGAACAAAACUGAAGGACCCCCGGGUGAUGACAACACUCGGGGUGCUGCUCGGGGUCGACUUAGCCAGCGCUGACGAUGAAGAUGAAGCCAUGUCUCCCCCUCCUCCUCCACCCCCCAAGAAAGAGCCCAAGGCAGAACCCAUGGAGGAAGACCUGCCAGAAAACAAGAAGAAGGCCCUGAAGGAGAAGGAAUUGGGGAACGAGGCCUACAAAAAGAAAGACUUCGAAAGAGCCUUGGAACAUUACAACAAGGCAAAAGAUUUGGAUCCAACCAACAUGACUUACAUUACUAACCAAGCAGCGGUGUACUUUGAGAAAGGCGAUUACAGCAAGUGCCGAGAACUGUGCAAAGCAGCCAUCGAGGUGGGCCGUGAGAACCGGGAAGAUUAUCGACAGAUUGCCAAAGCUUACGCCCGAAUUGGGAACUCCUACUUCAAGGAAGAAAAGAACAAGGAAGCCAUCCAGUUUUACAACAAGUCUCUGGCUGAGCACCGGACUCCAGAGGUGCUGAAGAAAUGUCAGCAGGCUGAGAAAAUCUUAAAAGAGCAAGAAAAGGAGGCAUACAUCAACCCUGAGCUGGCUUUGGAAGAGAAGAACAAAGGCAACGAGUCUUUCCAGAAAGGGGAUUAUCCACAAGCCAUGAAGCACUACACCGAAGCGAUCAAGCGUAACCCCAGCGAUGCCAAACUGUACAGCAACAGGGCUGCCUGCUACACCAAGUUGCUGGAGUUCCAGCUAGCGCUCAAGGACUGCGAGGAAUGCAUCCGUUUAGAACCCGCGUUCAUCAAAGGCUACACGCGCAAAGCGGCGGCUUUGGAAGCCAUGAAGGACUACACCAAGGCCAUGGACGUCUAUCAGAAAGCCCUGGAGCUGGACGCGAAUUGCAAGGAAGCCGCGGAAGGUUACCAGCGCUGCCUGAUGUCCCAGUACAAUCGCAACGACAACCCCGAGGAUGUGAAGCGCCGGGCCAUGGCCGAUCCUGAGGUGCAGCAGAUCAUGAGCGAUCCAGCCAUGAGGCUGAUCCUGGAGCAGAUGCAGAAAGAUCCACAGGCGCUAAGCGAACACUUGAAAAACCCUGUCAUUGCUCAGAAGAUCCAGAAGCUCAUGGAUGUUGGCUUGAUCGCCAUCCGGUGAUGUUUCUGACCAUACUUUACACUUCUCCCCCCCCCAGUUGAAAAAGGCAGCCUGAUGGACCUCUCCAUGAAAAUCGGUCCAGCGGGGCCAUCUCCUCGCCAAAAGGCAGAGACUCACACAUUUGAGACAAGGCGUCCGCCUCUCGCACACGCGCGUGCUCGUACUAACCAUCCUAUCCGGCACCGGAAUAUCGGCCUUGUCCGUUGUCCAGGCCCGUUGCUCUGUUUCGGUUACCCCCUGUUGUGAGCUGCCAUAUUUUUAUUUUUAUUUUUUGGGGUCUCCCUCUCUUCCCCUUUCCCUUGCAGUUUUUAAUUCAGGCUAUGGGAAGCCUCGUUACUUGUUUUUCCGGUUUUUCGUUCGACUGUGAGGCUGCGGUUUACUUUGGUCUCCUGCACAUCAAAUAAAU